Molecule: messenger RNA, 2775 nt
Organism: Cercocebus atys (sooty mangabey)
Lineage: Eukaryota; Metazoa; Chordata; Mammalia; Primates; Cercopithecidae
Gene: HLX
Product: H2.0-like homeobox
Exons: 4
Coding region: 936-2420 (494 amino acids)
Biological process (GO): regulation of DNA-templated transcription
Molecular function (GO): sequence-specific DNA binding; DNA-binding transcription factor activity, RNA polymerase II-specific
Source: RefSeq, a predicted model, not a curated record
CGGACUCCUGGAAUAAAAGCAGAAUGAGGUCAAGAGAAGGGAAGCAAAGGGUCCAAACCGCUCUCUGCUCUCCACCGGGAGGCGGACUUUGCAUAUAGCCCUAAAGAGUGAGAUAACCGUCCCUUCCCCACUCCCCCAACUCGCCCCGGGUGACAAGCGCUUCAGGAAAGCUCCUGUGACCAAUCCUCCUUGCCCCGUGGCAGUUCGGAGCUGCAGAAGUUAGAAGACAGUUAGAGCCCUCCGGAGCGGCUGCCUGGCCCCUACGCAGAGUAGCAAGACUCACUGCGAUGUGCGUUACUAAGCCCACGCGGCCGCAGCAAACACUUUGGCGUGGCUGGGGCGGGGCUCGGGCCCGGCCACGCCUCCUCAUUCCUAAUUCCCCUCCACUCCCCGCUCCCAUUGGUCAUGAGGAUGACCAAUGAGCGCUCGGAUCGAGGUCCUACCCCGGGCCUGACUCGAAAGCUCCUGCCAAAACUUUGGGAGUUUUUAGAGACGAGUUUUUUUUUAUUUUUUUUUUCCUAUUACUUUUUUUUCCCCCUAACUAACGGAUUAUUAUUGUUGUUGUUUUAAAUUUAGCUCUUAGGGCUUAGCUGUUUGGGUUUUCUUGCGGUGUCCGGCUCCCGUCUCCCUGGCUCCCCUGCCCGCCCCGCGGCCCCAGCGCCCCUCAUUCGCCUCCAGCCGGCGAGGAGUGCGGGCGCCGCGCCGCCUUUAAAGCGAGGCCAGGGAGCGAGGCGGUGACCGGCCGAGAUCCGGCCCUCGCCUCCUCCCUCGGUGGCGCUAGGGCUCCCGGCCUCUCUUCUUCAGUGCGGGCGGAGAAGCGAAAGCGGAUCGUCCUCGGCUGCGGCCGCCCUCUCCGGGACUCGCGUGCCGCUCCCCGCGCGUCCACCCACCCGGUCCGGCUGGACUGCGGCAGCCGCGCGGCUCACCCCGGCAGGAUGUUCGCAGCCGGGCUGGCUCCCUUCUAUGCCUCCAACUUCAGCCUCUGGUCGGCCGCUUACUGCUCCUCGACCGGCCCAGGCGGCUGCUCCUUCCCCUUGGACCCCGCCGCCGUCAAGAAGCCCUCCUUCUGCAUCGCAGACAUUCUGCAUGCCGGCGUGGGGGACUUGGGGGCGGCCCCGGAGGGCCUGGCAGGGGCCUCGGCCGCCGCCCUCACCGCGCACUUGGGCUCGGUUCACCCGCACGCCUCUUUCCAAGCGGCGGCCAGAUCCCCGCUUCGACCCACCCCAGUGGUGGCGCCCUCCGAAGUCCAGGCUGGCUUCCCGCAGCGGCUGUCUCCUCUCUCAGCCGCCUACCACCACCAUCACCCGCAGCAACAACAACAUCAACAGCAACAGCCGCAGCAGCAACAGCCGCCGCAGCAACAGCCUCCGCCUCCGCCUCGGGCUGGCGCCCUACAGCCCCCAGCCUCUGGGACGCGAGUGGUUCCGAACCCCCACCACAGUGGCUCGGCCCCGGCCCCCUCCAGCAAAGACCUCAAAUUUGGAAUUGACCGCAUUUUAUCUGCAGAAUUUGACCCAAAAGUCAAAGAAGGCAACACGCUGAGAGAUCUCACGUCCCUGCUAACCGGUGGGCGGCCCGCGGGGGUGCACCUCUCAGGCCUACAGCCCUCCGCCGGCCAGUUCUUCGCAUCUCUAGAUCCCAUUAACGAGGCUUCUGCCAUCCUGAGUCCCUUAAGCUCAAACCCAAGAAAUUCAGUUCAGCAUCAGUUUCAAGACACGUUUCCAGGUCCCUACGCUGUGCUCACGAAGGACACCAUGCCGCAGACGUACAAAAGGAAGCGCUCAUGGUCUCGCGCUGUGUUCUCCAACCUGCAGAGGAAAGGCCUGGAGAAAAGGUUUGAGAUUCAGAAGUACGUGACCAAGCCGGACCGAAAGCAGCUGGCGGCGAUGCUGGGCCUCACGGACGCACAGGUGAAGGUGUGGUUCCAGAACCGGCGGAUGAAGUGGCGGCACUCCAAGGAGGCCCAGGCCCAAAAAGACAAGGACAAGGAGGCUGGCGAGAAACCAUCAGGUGGAGGCCCGGCUGCGGAUGGCGAGCAGGACGAGAGGAGCCCCAGCCGCUCCGAAGGCGAGGCUGAGAGCGAGAGCAGCGACUCCGAGUCACUGGACAUGGCCCCCAGCGACACGGAGCGGACUGAGGGGACUGAGCGUUCUCUGCACCAAACAACAGUUAUUAAGGCCCCGGUCACUGGCGCUCUCAUCAGCGCCAGCAGUGCUGGGAGUGGUGGGAGCAGCGGCGGCGGCGGCAGUAGUUUCAGCUUCAGCAGCGCCAGCAGUCUUAGUAGCAGCAGCACCAGUGCGGGUUGCGCCAGCAGCCUCGGCGGCGGCGGCGCCUCGGAGCUUCUCCCUGUGCCACAGCCCACAGCCAGCAGCGCUCCCAAAAGCCCCGAGCCACCCAAAGGCGCGCUUGGCGGCGUAUAGACUGUACGAGGGCGGAGGGGAUCCGGGCCUUGCGUGCAGCCUCCCAGCCAUGGCCUGGGUUUUGUGCUUACUGUAUGUUGGCGACUUGGCAGGACAGGAGACGCAGCGUGGAGCCUACCUCCCGACAUUCACGCUUCGGCCAACGCUGCUCCGGCUGGCUGCAGCGGACACUGCCCAGAGCAGAGGGGAGUCUCAGUGUCCUGCUAACCAGCCAAACACUUCUCUCCGGAAGCAAGCUGGUUCGACUGUGAAGUGUUUGACUAAACUGUUUCUCUGACUCACCCCAGGGGUCGUAGCCCAAAGGCAUUUAGGACGCCUUAAAUUUGUAAAUAAAAUGUUUACUACGGUUUGUAAA